AUGAACGCGACAAUUUUUGAAGAUUGGUUUUCGCAAAUGUUACGUCACUUAGAAGAGCCGAGUAUUAUUGUGAUGGAUAACGCGUCAUAUCACUCUUCAUUAGUCGAGAACUACCCGAAAUCAGGUAGUAAAAAAGCAGAUGUUCAACAGUGGUUACGAGAAAAAAAUAUAGAAUUUUCUCCUAUAGAAACUCUUGAUGAGUUACGGGCAAAAGUGAAACUCACAAUGCCACGCGGAAAAAAAUAUAAAUUGGAUGAACUAACAUUCCAAAUGGGUCACGAAGUGGUAAGGCUUCCCCCUUACCACUGUCAAUAUAAUCCAAUCGAACUCAUUUGGGCACAAGUAAAAGGUAGAGUGGCCGAAAAAAAUUGUUUUUUCACAAUUAGGGAUGUUGAGGCACUUGUGCAUAAAGAAAUUGAUGCAGUAGCUCCGGACGAUUGGGCCAAAUGUGGAUAA
Molecule: messenger RNA, 456 nt
Organism: Adelges cooleyi (spruce gall adelgid)
Lineage: Eukaryota; Metazoa; Arthropoda; Insecta; Hemiptera; Adelgidae
Exons: 1
Coding region: 1-456 (151 amino acids)
Molecular function (GO): nucleic acid binding
Source: RefSeq, a predicted model, not a curated record